AUGUCGCUCGUAAUACCUGACAAGUUUCAACAUAUUCUUCGUAUAAUGAAUACGAAUAUCGAUGGCAAACGAAAGGUAAUGUUUGCCAUGACUGCUAUCAAAGGAGUCGGCCGAAGAUACUCCAAUAUCGUUCUUAAAAAAGCUGACAUUGAUUUGGAUAAGCGUGCUGGUGAAUGCACCGAAGAGGAGGUUGAGAAAAUUAUAACCAUCAUGUCAAAUCCAAGGCAAUAUAAAAUUCCUGAUUGGUUUUUGAAUAGACAGAAGGAUAUUGUUGAUGAGGUAUGCGUCAUUACUGGGGUCUCCGUGUGCGUGGUCAACACACCAAAACCACUGGCAGAAGAGGACGUACUGUUGGUGUAUCUAAGAAGAAGUAAA
This is a messenger RNA of Iphiclides podalirius (scarce swallowtail), 375 nucleotides long. The record is from the annotation of a GenBank genome assembly. Lineage: Eukaryota; Metazoa; Arthropoda; Insecta; Lepidoptera; Papilionidae.